AGCCCGGCCCAGUGUGCGUGAGCUCCCUGAAGCCCGGCGGGCAUGUCGACACUGCCCUCGACGCGCUGCCGAUGAGGCCCUUGGAGCUGCUGCUGACCGUGACCGCCUCGGCGGUGGCAGGCUUCGCAGAUGAUGGCUGGCUUCAGCAGGCGUUCGAUUCGCCGCAUUUCGACACCACCACGCCCCGAAACGUUACAGCUCUGCAGGGAAAAACAGCACACCUUCACUGCAAAGUGAAACGCCUCAACAAUAAAACGGUGUCGUGGAUCCGCAGCAGGGACCUGCACAUCCUUACGGCCGGCACCGACACCUACACCAACGACGCCCGCUUUCAGGUGGCCCGCGACGCGGCGCGCAACGACUGGACGCUCAUGAUCAAGUUCGCGCAGCCGACCGACUCUGGCCUGUACGAGUGCCAGAUCUCGAGCCAGCCGCUCAUCUCGUACCCGGUCCGGCUGCGUGUGGUCGUGCCCGAGUCGCGAGUGCUGGGCGGCUCCGACAUGUACAUCAACCGCGGCAGCCUGCUCAACCUCACCUGUCUGGUGACCAACUCGCCAGAGCCGCCCGAGUACAUCUUCUGGUACCACGGCGGUCAGGUCAUCAGCUACGACUCGCCGCGUGGCGGGGUCAACGUGGUGACCGAGAAGGGUGAGGUCACCACGUCCCACCUGCUGAUCCGCCGGGCCGGCCCAGCCGACUCUGGCGUCUACAGUUGCAGCCCGUCCAACGCACAGGUCGCCAGCAUCAUCGUGCACGUGCUGAAAGGCGAAACGCCUGCGGCGAUGCACACGUCCGGAGGCGGCGCGGAGCUGCCGCCGCCCGCUGCCGCCGCCGCCCUCAUGCUGGUGCUGCUGUGGCAGUUCGGCACGUGAAGGGACAGCCGCGGGACGCUGGCGCGGCGCCAGCGCCGCUCAGCGGCGGGUCAGCGCUGAGGCAGCGGCCCGCCCUUGGGAUCGCUGCGGAGGUCGGACGGUCUCGGGCGUUGUCGAGAGGUCGGCGGGCUCGCAGGGCCUGCUGGGAGAUUGGCGAACUCGCAGGGUCUUCUGGAGAGAUUGGUAAGUCCGCAAGGCCUGCUGGAGAGGUCGGCAGCCCAGCAGGGACGGCUGGAGAGAUCGGCGGCCUAGCAGGGACGGCUGAGAGAUCGGCGGCUUCGCAGGGACGGCUGAGAGAUCGGCGGCUUCGCAGGGCCGGCUGGAGAGAUCAGCGGCCUUGCAGAGACGGCUGGAGAGAUCGGCGGGCGGCCCGCCCAAGCUGGAGUUCAGCUCUUUGCCUGCGACCAGUGCUGAGGCACGACAGCCACGAUCUGUCUUCGGCUAGGUCGAGCGGACGCCAGGGGACGCAACUGCGGAAGUGCUCGCUCAACGGCGCCGCAAGCCCGUCGAUGAGUGCGCGAGGCGCGUGCCUGACGGCAUGACGGCGUCACACGGCGUGAUGGGACGUCACGGCCGGCUGUGUCGUGCCUGUUAGCGCGGGCAACAGAAUGUGCUACGGCCCGACUCCAAGUGACUAACUUCAAGCGACUGCCAAGCAAAAUGUGUCGUGUCCAGAGACACCUGCCGUUGGAGUCGGUCGAAGUCAAAAGUGCAAAAUAUCGCCAGCUCUUUAGGCAUUUGAUAUGACACUCGUACCGGCGUGGUGCAUUGUUUGCUCUGUGUUUUUAGCUUUGGGAGCAGUCUGUCUCACUUUGGGUUUAGCUCCCCAGGUGAACUUGUUCUUGCUCGUGUGUACGUCACAAAAAACCUUGUUUGCUCUCCGUCGUAAACACAGGCAGCGUGGCGAGAAAGAUGAAUGAUCUAUGCAUGAACUGGCUGCGGUUCAUAAGGGCUGAGGCCGACAAUCGCCGGUAUACAGACUAUCUUUUUAACAGGGCUGUUUUAGCUAUUGGGGUCAUCUGGGGGUAAACAACACAGCUGACCUGACAUGACAGUGUUGAAACGGUGUGCGUGCAUUGAAUGUCGUCUGCUGCACGCGCAUCAUGAAACUUUGCCAAUAUACCAAUC
Messenger RNA from Pollicipes pollicipes, 2000 nucleotides. RefSeq names its product neuronal growth regulator 1. Gene Ontology annotation, biological process: synapse organization. The record is from RefSeq and is a predicted model, not a curated record. Bases 72 to 872 code for a protein of 266 amino acids. NCBI's taxonomy places the organism in Eukaryota, Metazoa, Arthropoda, Thecostraca, Pollicipedomorpha, Pollicipedidae. The transcript has 6 exons. Gene Ontology annotation, cellular component: neuron projection membrane.